Molecule: messenger RNA, 1995 nt
Organism: Striga hermonthica
Lineage: Eukaryota; Viridiplantae; Streptophyta; Magnoliopsida; Lamiales; Orobanchaceae
Source: the annotation of a GenBank genome assembly
AUGCAUCCAUUCUGCUGCGGUUCAACGGUGACGAUCGACAGCUCCGACAUGCCGCCCCCGGCGCAGUCGCCGCCGUCAGAUCCGGCGACCAACGCGCAGAAUUCGGCGGUCUCAUCUAUUCGAGAUAGCCGAUCGGAUGAUAAGAGAUUCUCCAUUUUUACUGGGACAAAGAAGCUCCAUCUGAGGGCGGAGAGCCGGGAGGACAGGACAACUUGGAUGGAAGCUUUGCAGACUGUGAAGGACAUGUUCCCAAGGAUGUCCAACAGCGAGCUCAUGGCACCCGUGGAUAACCUGGCGGUCUCGACUGAGAAGCUGAGACAGAGACUGUUAGAAGAAGGGCUGAGUGAGACUUCCAUUCAACAGAGCGAGCAGAUCAUGAGGAACGAAUUUGCUUCAUUGCAGAAUCAGCUGAUGAUCUUGAAGCAGAAGCAUUGGCUCCUCAUGGACACUCUUCGUCAUCUAGAGACCGAAAAAGUUGACUUGGAGAAUACAGUCGUUGACGAGAGCCAGCGGCACACUAAAGAUGUUGGAGCAUCUACUAACACAAGGCAAGAUAAGUCUAGUGGGAGCACUACCGAGUCAGAAGAUGAAAUUGAAAGAGUAGAUGUGGCAGAUGAAGAUACAGAUGAAGAAGACAAUGUUUUUUUUGAGACCAGAGAUUUUCUUUCUUCUAGUUCCUUUAGAAGUAGCGGGUCCGAUUUUAGGACGUUAUCAUUAUCAUCUGAUGAUAAUGACCAUUAUACUUAUGUUGACGAGGAAGAUAUUGAUCCUGCUAUUAGAUCUGUUGGAAUGAACUUUCCUCGCAUUAAACGUCGCAAAAAAUUGCCAGAUCCUGUUGAGAAAGAGAAAGGAGUGAGUUUAUGGUCAAUGAUUAAGGACAACAUUGGGAAGGAUCUUACAAAAGUAUGUCUCCCGGUUUACUUCAAUGAGCCUCUCUCUUCUCUGCAGAAAUGUUUUGAAGACGUGGAAUAUUCAUAUCUGAUUGACCGGGCCUAUGAAUGGGGAAAGAAGGGUAACAGCCUUAUGCGGAUGCUAAAUGUAGCUGCAUUCGCAGUAUCUGGAUAUGCUUCAACAGAUGGAAGAAUGUGUAAACCUUUCAAUCCAUUGUUAGGGGAGACUUAUGAAGCUGAUUACCCAGAUAAGGGUCUCCGAUUUUUCUCAGAGAAGGUGAGUCAUCACCCCAUGAUUGUAGCAUGUCAUUGCGAGGGUAGAGGCUGGAGGUUUUAUGGUGACAGCAACCUCAAAAGCAAAUUUUGGGGACGGUCUAUUCAGCUUGACCCAGUUGGUGUUUUAACUAUUGAAUUUGAUGAUGGAGAAAUCUUCCAGUGGAAUAAGGUAACAACAUCUAUAUACAACUUAAUUUUGGGGAAACUUUAUUGCGACCAUUAUGGUACAAUGCGAAUACAAGGAAACCGUGACUACUCUUGCAAACUGAAAUUCAAAGAGCAGACUAUCAUUGACCGAAAUCCUCAUCAGGUGCAAGGAGUUGUCCAGGAAAAAAGUGGAAAAACGGUGGCAACUUUGUUUGGAAAAUGGGAUGAGAGCAUGCAUUACGUAAAUGGAGAUUUCUCCUCCAAAGGGAAAGCACAACAGUCGAUGUCGGAAGCUCAUUUGCUCUGGAAACGUAGCAAGCCUCCAAAGUUCCCGACGCGUUACAACUUAACGCGGUUUGCCAUCACGAUGAAUGAGUUCACUCCUGGACUAAAGGAGAAGCUUCCCCCAACAGAUUCAAGGCUUAGGCCUGAUCAAAGAUGCUUGGAAAACGGGGAGUACGAGAAAGCAAAUGCCGAAAAAUUGCGCCUAGAACAGAGGCAGCGGCAGGCGAGGUCGAUGCAAGAGAGAGGAUGGAAACCGAGAUGGUUUGCGAAAGAUGAAGGUUCAGAUGCAUAUCGUUACAUAGGUGGAUAUUGGGAAGCUAGGGAAGAAGGCAAUUGGGAAUCGUGUCCCGAUAUUUUUGGUCAAGUUACUUCUGAUCAAACUACAGAACCAGUAUGA